AAUCAAACCCCCUAACUCACACAAAACUAGACCAUGCCGAACCUAAAAAAACACGUAGGUUUUUUCUAGCUUAUACUUUUCACUUUCUAUUUUGCAGCAAUAUGGGUUCUCUGUCAUACUUUCAGACAUGUGCCCACAAGUGUCUGGAAUAACAACCAGAGAUUCAGUUCUAUCUGCCGAACUGGGACACCGGGCGCUUGAUUUGGCUGUUGGAAGAAAUAUCCUUCCUUCCCCAAGUUACAAUGCUCAAGUGGAUGAUGACGUCUCAGAGAAUAAUGGCGCAUUACAACCCGGGGGUCAUCUUGUCAUUAAGCUCUUGGAGAGUGAAGACACCAAAGAAAUUGGUCAGAUAUGCAAACCUUUGUUUAGAAAGACAUCAUGGCUGAGACCAAAAGCAACAAGGCCAAGUUCAAGAGAGAUUUAUUUGAUUUGUCAAGGUUUGCGCACCAGCUGAAGCUCCUAAACUCUCUCCCUCAAGUGUGACUGAAUCCCAAAAGCUCUUUCCAUUUAAUCAAGCGGCGAAUCUAGUUACUAGAACUGCAAAAGAUGAAAUGCAAAAGCUCUUUCCAUUUAAUCAAGCGGCGAAUCUAGUUACUAGAACUGCAAAAGAUGAAAUGCAACCGUUACUAAGGACUUUUUGAGCUAGUUUUUAAAUAUAUAUAUAUAUUGAAUUGGAAGUAACUUGAGUCAAGCAUUGUAACCUGCAACAAGAAAGUAGACGAAGGGAGUAUUUUUUUUAUUCUUUGAAAUAAAGACUAUGAACAUUA
Cuscuta campestris is the source of this 767-nucleotide messenger RNA. The record is from the annotation of a GenBank genome assembly. Lineage: Eukaryota; Viridiplantae; Streptophyta; Magnoliopsida; Solanales; Convolvulaceae.